GAAAACUGAGAUCGCGCCAUGAGGCCUGAAGCUGCAGGACCACGGAGGAUGGCGUCCAUGGAGCGGGAGCCCAAGGCGCUCUCCCUCGACGAGCUCAAGUACGCAAGGGAGGCAGCGCUGUACGUCCUCAGUACGCACUCCUCGGAGGACGCCGUCCGGAUCUUCACCGAGGGUCUCAAGCCAGUGCUCGGCGUCAGGAAGACCUCCAUGGCCGCCGACUCCGAGGAUGAAGACGACGAUGGCUACCAAGACGACGACUUGUUCAACCCGGACGCGUUUCCUGACGAUGACAGCUUCUGCCACCGAUAUGGACGCACCCACGACGAGGAGCGAGACGUUGCUACCGCGCCUUUCUAGUUUAGCUUAUUAGCUUGCAGCAGCUCUGUGUACAUAUAUAGCAUAUGGAUUCUUUUCAAUAUUUAAUUGUUUUAGUAAGAGUUAGUAAGGCUUUU
Messenger RNA from Lolium rigidum, 452 nucleotides. RefSeq lists its product as uncharacterized. The record is from RefSeq and is a predicted model, not a curated record. Lineage: Eukaryota; Viridiplantae; Streptophyta; Magnoliopsida; Poales; Poaceae. The coding region runs from base 19 to 357 and encodes 112 amino acids. The transcript has 2 exons.